This is a messenger RNA of Symbiodinium sp. CCMP2592, 723 nucleotides long. Lineage: Eukaryota; Dinophyceae; Suessiales; Symbiodiniaceae. The record is from the annotation of a GenBank genome assembly.
AUGUCGACGGCUCCAGUGACCAAGGGCGCCAUCGAGAAGAUGAACAAGGGCCAGUUGCAAGAGCACCUGGGCAAGCUCGGGGAGGAGUGUCCCACACAGUGGGGGAAGGCAGAGAUCAAGGCUCGCAUCUGCGAGCUGGUGGAGGAACUGGGGCAGGAGAUUCCCAGUGGUCGAACGCGGCCACCACUGGCCACCAUGAUGACGGAGAUGAACAAGGGCUCUCGGAAGAAGGCCGACCUGGCCAUCCGCAAGAUCUACGACCUGUCCCCGGCAACGGGGAUGGACCCAGUGGGAUUCGGGCGUCACGCGAGCCUAUCCUACGAGGAGAUCAUGAAGGAGUGGCCGGAGUACUGCCAAUGGGUGCUACAGACCGCCCACGAGAACGGCAAGGAAUCGGACUACCGUCUGCAGAGGCUGGCAGGAUGGCUUCGCAAUCAGCCGACGAAGGAGAAGAGCUAUCCAACCACAAAGGCCAAGGCGCGCAGUCCAGCUACCAGGAGCCCGUAUCCAGCGACGAGCUCGGGGAGUCACGAGGACCAGAGCGAGAAGAUCCGCCAACUCACGGAGGCCAUGGAGAUCAUGAAGGCCGAGAUGGCUGCCUUGGUGCCGGAGCCCCGCCGCAAAAAGGCGGAAGCGAGCAAAUCCGAGGACGAAGGGAUCUCCCCGGACAGCUUCAGCAUGGUCUCGGAGAGUGGCAAGGGUCGGGGCCACAAGAAGCCGUGA